Molecule: messenger RNA, 657 nt
Organism: Purpureocillium takamizusanense
Lineage: Eukaryota; Fungi; Ascomycota; Sordariomycetes; Hypocreales; Ophiocordycipitaceae
Exons: 1
Coding region: 1-657 (218 amino acids)
Source: RefSeq, a predicted model, not a curated record
AUGCCCGGCGUCUUCUCACAGCUCCUCUCCGGGUCGUCACUGCAAAACGGCCCGGGCUGGGGCCUCAACGGCGACGGCGACGGAGCAGCAGCAACAUCACGGCCAACUCACAUCUUCACCCUCGGCUCCGCCCCCAGCGGUUCCUCCCUGAAUGCAACCUCCGUCCGGCCCGCCGGCUACCCGCCAACCGCACCGCCGCUCUACACAUUCACCGGCGCGCCCCACGCCAAGCCCAACAUCGCGCUCUACUACGGCGAGGCGGCCAGCCCGGCGGCCAACAUGAUUGGCGAGGGUAAGCUCAGCUCCUUCUCGUCCACGACGCAGAUGCGCGUCCGCGGCAUGCCCUUUACGCUGCGCAUGAGCCACAUGUCGGGCAGCGUCACCCUCGAGUCGCCCGUCACGGGCAAGAUGAAGCUCAAGCCGAACCCCAUGACGGGCACCGGCCUCGCCCUCUACGACUCCUCCGGGAACAAGGUGGCCAAGAUUAGAUCAGGAGGCGGCGGCGGUUUCGGCGACAAGAAACAGCUCGAGAUAUACGUGCCGUGCGACGGCAUGUUCAUCGAGGUCAUCCUGCUCAGCUUCCUAACUGCCAAGAUGCUCAACAAGAUCGUCGGGGACGCGGUGGGCGAGGCGGUCACGUCUGUCGUAACUGCAUAG